Molecule: messenger RNA, 6570 nt
Organism: Mesitornis unicolor (brown roatelo)
Lineage: Eukaryota; Metazoa; Chordata; Aves; Mesitornithiformes; Mesitornithidae
Gene: MYO7B
Product: myosin VIIB
Exons: 49
Coding region: 1-6570 (2189 amino acids)
Cellular component (GO): cytoskeleton; myosin complex
Molecular function (GO): cytoskeletal motor activity; protein binding; ATP binding
Source: RefSeq, a predicted model, not a curated record
AUGGUGGUUUUCAGAAAGGGUGAUCAUGUGUGGCUGGAAACUCAACCAAACAGUGAAUUUAAUGUGCCUAUCGGGGCAGUUGUGAAGGAAUCUGACUCAGGACGGAUCUUACUGGAGGAUGAUGAAGGCAAGGAGCACUGGAUCACGUCCCGGAACAUGCACCUGGUGCGCCUGAUGCACCCCUCCUCUGCCCAAGGGGUGGAAGACAUGAUCUGCCUCGGGGAUCUCCAUGAAGCAGGCAUGGUGCACAACCUCCUCAUCCGCCACCAGCAGCACAAAAUCUACACUUACACAGGAUCAAUCUUGGUAGCAGUGAACCCAUACCAGCUGCUGCCCCUGUACACAGUUGAUCAGAUCAGACUGUACUGUAACAAGAGGAUUGGAGAGCUGCCACCUCACGUCUUCGCCAUUGCGGACAACUGCUAUUUCAAUAUGAAGAGGAAUAAGAGAGACCAGUGCUGUGUCAUCAGUGGAGAAUCUGGAGCUGGGAAGACUGAAAGCACAAAGCUAAUACUGCAGUUUUUGGCAGCUGUCAGUGGCCAGCAUUCCUGGAUAGAGCAGCAAAUCCUAGAGGCCAACCCCAUUCUGGAAGCUUUUGGAAAUGCCAAGACAAUUAGAAAUGACAACUCAAGCCGCUUUGGGAAAUACAUUGACAUCCACUUCAACCAGAAUGGUGUGAUAGAAGGAGCCCGGAUAGAGCAGUUUCUUCUGGAGAAGUCCCGGGUUUGCCGGCAGGCUCCAGAGGAGAGGAACUAUCACAUCUUCUACUGCAUGCUGAUGGGAAUGAAUACAGAGCAGAAAAAGAUGCUGAAUCUGGGCACUGCUUCGGAGUACACUUAUCUCACUAUGGGCAACUGCAUGUCGUGCGACGGACGGAACGAUGCGAAGGAUUAUGCCCACAUCCGCUCGGCAAUGAAGAUCCUCAUGUUCUCAGAUUCUGAGCACUGGGAUAUCAGCAAGCUGCUGGCUGCCAUCCUGCACCUGGGAAAUGUAGAGUUCGAAGCGGCUGUGUACGACAACCUGGACUGCUCUGAUGUGAUGGACUCACCACACUUUUCAAUUGCAACCAAAUUGCUUGAGGUGGACUCCAGUGAACUCCAGAACAGCCUCACAAACCUCUCCAUCAUUGUCCGAGGAGAAAGCGUGUCCAGGCCUCUGAACAUAGUGCAAGCUGCAGACGGGAGAGAUGCCUUUGUGAAGGGUAUAUAUGGACGGAUUUUCCUGUGGAUAGUGAACAAGAUCAACUCAGCCAUUUUCAACCCAGCUUCUCAGAAGCCGACAGACAGACGUCAGUCCAUUGGGCUGUUGGACAUUUUUGGAUUUGAAAAUUUCAGCAACAACAGCUUUGAGCAGCUCUGCAUUAACAUUGCCAACGAGCACCUUCAGCAGUUCUUCAUGCACCACGUCUUCAAGCUGGAGCAAGAGGAAUACUUUGCAGAGAACAUUACCUGGAAUAACAUUGACUUCACCGAUAACCGCCAGGCUCUGGAAGUCAUCGCGCUCAAGCCUAUGAAUAUCAUCUCCCUCAUUGAUGAAGAGAGCAAGUUCCCAAAGGGAACUGAUGCCACCAUGCUUGUCAAAAUCAAUUCCCUCCACGGCAAAAGUAAAGUCUACAUCCCACCUAGGAGUGUCCAUGACACCAAGUUUGGCAUCAACCACUUUGCUGGGGUUGUCUUUUAUGAAUCCAAAGAUUUCCUGGAGAAAAAUCGGGACACACUGAGUGCUAAUGUAAUGCAAGUGGUUCAUUCCUCCAAAAACAAAUUCCUGAGAGAGAUUUUCCAGGUGGAAACAACCCUACCUAGUCUGGGACGUGGGACCAUCCGGCAUCUUGGAGCUGACCAGGCCUACAAGUCUUUGUCCCACUGUGGCUUCCUGCUGUCCAGAACAUCUGGCCAUGGACAGGGCGCGGAUACCACCAAACGUCUCUCUACUCUGGGAGGACAGUUCAAGCAAUCCCUGGAAAAGCUAAUGAAAAUCCUUGAGCAGUGCCAGCCGUACUUCAUCCGCUGCAUCAAGCCAAAUGACUACAAGAAACCACUGUUGUUCGACCGGGAGCUGUGUAUCAAACAGCUGCGAUAUUCAGGGAUGAUGGAGACCAUUCGGAUCAGGAAAGCUGGCUACCCAAUCCGCUACAGCUUUGAGGAUUUCUUUGACAGAUACAGAGUUCUCCUGCCGUGGGCUCUUCGAGAGCAGCUGAAGAACGACGCUCGGCAGAGCUCUAUUGCCAUCUCUGAAGCAGUGCUGGGCAAGGAUGACAGCUGGCAAGCUGGAAAGACCAAGAUUUUCCUUAAAGAUCAUCAUGAUACAGUAUUGGAGCUGCAACGCCAAAAUGUACUCACAGAGAAGGUUCUUCUUAUCCAGAAGGUGAUGAGAGGAUUGAAGGACAGGAAGCAGUUUCUGAAACAGAGGAAGUCUGCUGUAGCCAUUCAGUCAGCCUGGCGCGGCUACUGCUGCCGGAAGGAUUUCAGAAUGGUUAUGCUGGGUUUUGGACGCCUGCAGGCCCUCUACCGGAGCCGACAGCUCGCUAAACAGUAUGAAACAACCCGGGCUCAUAUCAUCAGGCUUCAAGCCAUGUGCCGUGGGUAUCUAAUGCGUCAGAAAAUAGCAGAGCAGAAGAAAGCUGCAUGUGUUAUACAGGCAUAUGCAAGAGGCAUGUUUGCUCGCCAGAUGUACCAGAGGAUGAAGAGGGAGUGCAAGCUGGAGGCCAGGAAUAUCCGCUUGGAAGAAGAGCAGCGUCUCAUCCAAGUCCUCGGACCAGUGAAAGCAAGGGAAGAAGCGAUGAGAUUAGAGAAGGAACACCUGGCUACUCUGGAGAGAGAGGAGGCAGAAGAAAGACAAAGGAGGAAUGCUCUUGCCAAUAAACCGACAAAUCAGGAUAUUAUCAGCGACCAGGAAAUGGUGGACAAAAUUUUUGGGUUUUUACCUUCUAUGAUCGGAGGCCAAGAAGGACAGGCUCCUCUGGGCUUUGAGGACUUGGAAACAAAGCCUAACAAGCUGGACGAGGUGGACCUGGACAUGGUUCCCAUGAGCGUGGAGCUAGAAGAGGAAGCAGAUGGCUUGGAAGACUACACCUUCCCUAAGUUUGCAGCUACUUAUUUCCAGGGGUCAUCUACACAUACACAUAUCCGGAGACAGCUGCGACACCCACUACUCUACCACGAUGACAAGGACAACGUCCUGGCUUCUCUGGUCGUGUGGGUCAUCAUCCUGCGGUUCAUGGGGGACCUGCCAGAGCCAGUUAUGUUUGCCAAGAAUGCCACCAUCAAGAGUGGCUCUGUGAUGACACAGAUAUACGACACACUUGGCAGGAAAAACCAGAUCCAGUUCAGGAACGACAGCCCAAAUAUGAGAGAAAGCAGAAAGGAUAACAAGAUUUCCAAGGGAAUCUCUUCCCUGAAGCUGAAACGGUCAUCCAAGCUGACAGGGAAGGUGACAGACCAGCUGAGAGGUGGAGAAGAGGCUUUCCAGGAGGACAGCUCCAUCUCCGAGAGACCUAUGUCCAACCUAGAAAAAGUGCACUUCAUUAUUGGCAAUGCAAUUCUGCGCCCUGCCAUCAGAGAUGAGAUUUAUUGCCAGAUCUGCAAACAACUCACUGAAAACAGCAACAGGAGCAGCUAUGCUCGAGGCUGGAUCCUUCUGUCACUUUGCCUUGGUUGCUUUCCUCCUUCAGACACAUUUGUGAAGUACCUGUUGAAUUUCAUCCACCAUGGGCCCACGGGCUAUGCACCGUACUGUGCUGAACGGCUCAGACGUACCUAUGUCAACGGAGCACGGACUGAACCUCCGAGCUGGCUGGAACUUCAGGCAACAAAGCAGAAGAAACCCAUUAUGUUUAAUGUCACCCUGAUGAAUGGCCAAAGCAUCACUGUCCCUGCAGACUCUGCUUCCAUUGCCAAAGAGAUCUGCCAGUUCAUAGCAGAUAAAACCAAACUGAAGGAUGUGUUUGGUUUUUCACUCUACAUUGCUGUGUUUGACAAGGUCUGGUCACUGGGUGGGGGACGAGAUCAUGUCCUGGAUGCCAUCUCUCAGUGUGAGCAGCUAGUGAAGGAGCGGGGCACACACGAGCGCAACGCGCCCUGGAGACUUUACUUCCGGAAGGAAAUAUUUACACCCUGGCACAACUCCCAGGAGGAUCCCAUCAGCACUGAUCUCAUAUACCACCAAGUCAUUCGCGGCAUCCGGUUUGGAGAGUACCGCUGUGAGAAGGAGGAGGAUUUGGUGGAGAUAGGUGCAAAAUAUUGUUACAUCCAGUUUGGAGAUUCCAUCCACAAUGAACUUGUGCAGAAGGUGCUCCACGACUGUAUCCCAGUGAAACAGUUGAAGUCCAAGCCUCUGGAAAAGUGGGUGAGCCUCAUAACCUACGCACAUGCUAAGGCCCCAUACACACAGGACCGUCUCUCCCGUCAGGCUGUGAAGGAACAACUUGUAGAUUUUGCUCGCUUUCAGUGGCCUUUGCUUUUUUCCCGAUUUUUUGAAGUCACUAAGUUUUCAGGUCCCAGCUUACCCAAGAACCGCUUUAUCGUCGCCGUAAAUUGGAAAGGUAUUUGCUUCUUGGAUGAGUCAGAAAAGAGGCUCCUUGAGCUGACCUUCCCAGAGAUAACUGGCAUCCACACCAACAGGGCAGUGAAGUCGUUCGGACAGAGUUGCACUCUCAUCACACUUCGUGCCGAGGAGUUUGUCCUGACGUCUGUGAACAGCGUUGUCAUCGCUGAGCUGGUGGUCAUGUUCCUGGAAGGGCUGAAGAAGAGAUCACCAUUUGCUGUGGCAAUGCAUGAGAAAAAAUCCCAAGAAGACCCUGCCAUCCUGUCCUUCAAGAAGGGAGACUUGCUGAUCUUCACCGAAGACAAAAGGCUGGAUGCAAACUCUGGCUGGAUAUGUGCCCAGAAUGAAAGGACAGGCAGAACAGGGAAUGUGUUUCUGGAAGAGAUCUACAUCAUUCCUUCUCUCACAAAACCCUCUAGUCAAGUGCUGAGUUUGCUGAUGAUGUCUCCAGACCAGAGGAGAACUUCCCAGAACUCCUACAUGGACGAACCUGAUGAAGAGGAUCUCAAAGUGAAGCCUUACACCCUGGAAGAGUUUUCCUAUGAACAUUUCAGAACCCCUGAGAAGGAAUCCAUCAGCAAAGCCGUCCUCCAGAAAUCCCGCGGGCGCAGUCAGCUGUGGGCACACUCGAAGGAGCCCUUGAAACAGCCCUUGCUGAAGACAGCGUGCACAGACCCUGAUCUUCGGGACUUGGCUUGUCAGGCCUUCACUGCCAUCAUGAAAUUCAUGGGGGACUACCCCUCGAAACACGCACACUCAUCGGUGGAAGUCACUGACCAGAUAUUUGUAGCUGCUAUCCAGGAGGAGGUCCUGCGGGAUGAGAUUUACUGUCAGAUUAUGAAGCAGCUGACUGAGAACAGAAACAGGUACAGUGUGACCAAGGGCUGGCAGCUCCUUUGGCUCUGCACUGGCCUGUUCCCACCCAGCAAGUCGCUACUGAAACAUGCCCAGAAGUUCAUUGAGACACGUCAGAAAGAGCCACUGGCCUCGGAGUGCAGCAGGAGGAUUCAGACAGUGAUGAGGAGUGGCUCCAGGAAGUGGGCACCUCAUCCUGUGGAGGUUGAGGCCAUCUUACAGAACAACACUAAGAUUUCACACAAGAUUUGCUUCCCCAAUGAAACAGCACAGACAUUCGAUGUGGGAACAAACACCAAAAUCCGGACCUUGUGUCAGAACAUUGCUUCCAAAUUGCAGCUGAGCUCCUGGGAAGGUUUCAGUCUCUUUGUGAAGAUUGCAGACAAGGUGAUCAGUCAGAACGAAGCUGACUACUUCUUCGACUCACUGAGGCAGGUGACAGACUGGAACAGGAGGAACAAACCAGGGAAAGACGGGGCUACUAUGUCUGUGGCUUACGAGGUGUAUUUCAUGAGAAAGCUGUGGCUGAAUGUAACUCCUGGGAAGGACCUGAAAGCUGAUUCCAUUUUUCAUUACCACCAGGAGCUGCCAAAGUACCUCAGAGGCUACCACAAGUGUUCCAAGGACGAAGCCGUCCAGCUGGCAGGGCUGAUUUACAAAGUGCGCUUCAACAACGACCGCACACACCUGGCAACCAUCCCCAGAAUCCUGAAGGAGCUGGUGCCAGACAAUCUGCUGCGAGCAACCUCACCAGACGAGUGGAAGAAGAGCAUUAUAGCAGCAUACAGCAAACAUGAAGGGAAAACUGUGGAUGAGGCCAAGAUUGCCUUCUUAAAAAUGAUACACCGGUGGCCAACGUUUGGAUCAGCCUUCUUUGAGGUGAAGCAAACCUCAGAGCCAAAUUUCCCCGAGAUUGUGCUGAUUGCAAUCAACAAGCAAGGAGUCUCACUGAUACAUCAGAAGACAAAGGACAUUUUAACAGUCUACCCGUUCAACAAGAUCUCCAACUGGAGCAGUGGGAGCACAUACUUCCACAUGACAAUAGGGAACCUGGUACGAGGAAGCCGGAUCUUAUGUGAGACAUCUCUGGGUUACAAGAUGGAUGAUCUGUUAACAUCCUACGUACGCCUGCUCAUGGACGCUGUGAACAAGCAGAAGAACCUCCCAGCCUGA